This is a messenger RNA of Halichondria panicea, 2192 nucleotides long. RefSeq names its product tubulin--tyrosine ligase-like protein 12. Bases 70 to 2112 code for a protein of 680 amino acids. NCBI's taxonomy places the organism in Eukaryota, Metazoa, Porifera, Demospongiae, Suberitida, Halichondriidae. Gene Ontology annotation, biological process: protein modification process. The transcript is spliced from 15 exons. The record is from RefSeq and is a predicted model, not a curated record. Gene Ontology annotation, cellular component: cytoplasm.
GGCUAAUUACUGAGACCACUAUUUACAGCCACAUGGUAGCACUUUACAUGCAGUCUUCAAUACAUAGAGAUGGACUAUGGGCAGUUCCUGCACAGCCACGGUGCUCAGCUGGAGAGAAUCCCUCAGAUGUACUGGGAGGCCCUUCAUGCGAAGCUCUCCUCUGAGGACUAUGAUGCUGGAGGUUACUUCACAAUGAGCUGUGAUGAGGAGAAUGGGUGGAGAGUGUGUGUCUCUAACAAGGACGGCCUCUCUAAAGACAGCCCCAACAGUGUGUUUCUGGUGGAUCAUGCGUGGACAUUCCAACCACCCAGUGUACGAGGUCUCCUAGCAACCGUCCCAGGACUAGCCAAUCGGAUGGCAGCACUCAUGAAUAUUGUACAGUUGCCGUGUGUUGGAGAUGAGGACAGUGACUCUUAUGAUGCCGACAGUGAAUCAGGUGAUGAGAAAAGAGAGAGCUCUGACUCCAGUCAAGAUGUACUGUCGCCAGUCAACCAAUCAGAAAGCAGCAGCGUUGCUCCCCCUAUUACCAUGACGACACAUGACGGCUAUUCAUCUGUUAACCUUGGUGAUGCUACUGUUACCGAGGACCGCUACAAGAUAGCACAACUAGAGGGCAAAGUUCAAGAAUUGGCAGUGGAGUCGUCCAAUCAGAUUACAGAUCAGUCAUCCAGUCAACCGUCCAAUGAGAUUAUAGACGCUGUUACUCGGAGAAUGUGGAGAUAUUGCCAUGCCUACCAUGUCAACAACUCUCCAUUGCCGAUAUGGUACAUUAUGGAUGAGUUUGGAUCUCGUAUCCAGCAGUCCUGGUCUCCAUCAGUUGCCAUGGCAAUGUUCUUCUAUAUACCCUCUCAGCUCGCCUUCACUGCAGUAUGGCCACUCAGGGACAUGGCUUAUGGUGAGGAGGUGACAUGUAACUACGUGCCUGAGUGUGUGAAGGAGGGUGGUCUGGAGGCGUGGUGUCAUAGCUUACCCUGGACUGGAGAUGAUGUCACUAUGCAUGAUGAUUGGGAACAACUGGAACAGUUUAAUACACCAGAGCCUUCAGAGCGCUGUAACGAGGACACCCUCACAUCCUCCACACCGCCCCCUCACAAACUCUCCUACACUGUACACACAGAUAUCAAGGUCGUCCAAUUGCAUUUGACCAUCCCAGAGUUCAAAGUGCAAGGAGGCGUGUCUGCAGGGGAGGCGGACAUUUUGUGGCUGGCAGAACACUUUAAACAAUUCAAAAGUCUUCGUCCUCAUCAAUAUGUGAAUCAGUUUCCUUGUGAGAAUAUGAUCACUUGUAAAGAUCUUAUGGUGCUGGUUGCUAAGCGGGCAGGGGAAACCCCUCCAUGGCUGCCGCUGACCUUUAACCUCUUAUACGAGCUGCCCAGAUUUGUGAAAUGUUUUACAGAGAAAAAAAAGAGUGGAGAGGAGGCUAACGUGUGGAUAGUGAAGCCAUGGAACCUUGGUCGAGGGAUGGGGAUCACAGUCACUGAUAAUCUGAUGGAGAUUAUACGCCUGGCUCAAAUUGGACCCAAGAUUGCUUGUAGGUAUAUAUCGCGUCCAGUGCUGUUUAGGCGUGAUGAUAUUGAGGGUUGGGUUAAGUUUGAUGUACGCUACAAUGUACUGCUCAAGAGUGUGUCUCCAUUAGAGCUGUUUGUGCAUGACGUCUUCUGGUUGAGGUUUGCCAACAAACCGUUCUCAUUGGACGAUUUCCACGAUUAUGAAAAGCACUUUACAGUAAUGAACUAUACUCAGGGUGGCACUAAGCUCAAACAGAUCCAUGAUGUCGACUUCAUUCGAUUGUUUGAGAGCAUGUACCCUGCCACCUCCUGGAGCAGUGUACAGGAUAAGAUGUUCUCAGUGAUAAAAGAGCUCUUCACAGCCGCUGUGUCAGGCCAGCCGCCUGCUGCACUGGCCCCUUGUCAUCAGGCCAGAGCCAUGUAUGGACUGGACAUGAUGCUAGAGUGGGGACCAGCUGGUGAGAUGGAACCAAUGUUGAUAGAGGUCAACUACUGUCCUGAUUGUACACGCGUGUGCAAGCACUGUCCUCAGUUCUACAACCACGUCUUCCAAACACUGUUUGACAUUCCAGGAGCUAGCCCUCCAGUCACGAGGCUAAUCUAAUGCUAGUCUAAUGUGCCUCUCUCUUGUGUAUGUGUGGAGUUGUGUAACAUUUGUUGUUAAUUAAUUAUGAUAAAAACUGU